This is a messenger RNA of Plasmodium gonderi, 543 nucleotides long. Its product is annotated as troponin c-like protein. Gene Ontology annotation, molecular function: calcium ion binding. The transcript is spliced from 6 exons. Lineage: Eukaryota; Apicomplexa; Aconoidasida; Haemosporida; Plasmodiidae. The record is from RefSeq and is a predicted model, not a curated record. The coding region runs from base 1 to 543 and encodes 180 amino acids.
AUGUAUAUAUAUGUGUGCAUGUGUGCAUGUGUUCAUGUAUGCAUGUUUACGUAUGUAUGCAUUUAUGUAUGUACGUAUGUUUGUAUGCAUGUAUGGACAUAUGUAUGUACAUGUUUCUCCCUUUUAUACACAAUUCAGGAACUAACAAGCGAAAUCGAAUUAACUUCCCUUUUUAUGAAACUAUCUGAUGGUUCGAAAACUGUAAAUUCUGAGAAUGCAUUGGAGAUUGUGUAUAAGUUGGGCUAUGUUCCGUCAAAGGAUGACAUCGAUGAAUUUAUUUGUGUUACCAAUGGUGUUUGUUCUCUGUCAAAUAUAAAAAAGUUUUGCAAAAAAUUGAAGUCAUGUAAUUACUCUACCGAUGGAUUGUUAGAUGUGUUUAAUUAUUACGAUGUUCAUAGAACAGGAAAAAUUUCAAAGGACCAAUUUAAGCUUCUAUUCACUACUAUUGGUUCAAAAAUGUCCAACGCAGAAAUGGAAGAAAUUAUAAGGGAAUUGUGCAAUGAUAGUGAUCAAAUAUGUUAUGAGGAGUUCUUGAGCAAGUAA